CUCCGGACUCCUCCCGCCACCCCCUGCGGCCCCAAAACCGGAAGUGGGCUCCCCAAACAAUCGAGAGUCGCAGUCAGCUCUAGGCAAGUGCUGGUGUCCCAUCCCCACCACCAUUCCCACUUCCAUCCCCGGGAGAAACCGCAGGACCACGUCGAACAUGGAAAAAUAUCUCUUUAACCUAAAGUUUGCUGCAAAAGAGCUUAAAAGGAAUGCCAAAAAAUGUGAUAAAGAAGAAAUGGCUGAAAAGGACAAGAUUAAAAAGGCCAUCCAAAAGGGCAAUACAGAAGUGGCCCAAAUACACGCUGAAAAUGCAAUCCGCCAGAAAAACCAAGCAGUUAAUUUCCUGAGAAUGAGUGCUCGAGUAGAUGCGGUAGCAGCUAGAGUUCAGACAGCUGUGACAAUGGGCAGGGUAACUAAGUCAAUGGCGGGUGUGGUGAAGUCUAUGGAUGCUACAUUGAGCAGCAUGAACCUUGAGAAGAUAUCUGCCUUAAUGGACAAAUUUGAACACCAUUUUGAAACAUUAGAUGUUCAAACACAACAAAUGGAAGACACAGUGAGCAGCACUGCAGUACUAACAACUCCACAAAACCAAGUAGAUAUGCUCCUUCAAGAAAUGGCAGAUGAAGCAGGCCUUGAUCUCAACAUGGAGCUCCCACAGGGUCAGACUGGUUCUGUUGGCACAAGUGUUGCUGCAGCAGAACAGGAUGAACUAUCACUGAGACUUGCCCGCCUCCGUGACCAAGUGUAA
Molecule: messenger RNA, 748 nt
Organism: Gracilinanus agilis (Agile Gracile Mouse Opossum)
Lineage: Eukaryota; Metazoa; Chordata; Mammalia; Didelphimorphia; Didelphidae
Product: charged multivesicular body protein 1b-2-like
Exons: 1
Coding region: 158-748 (196 amino acids)
Biological process (GO): late endosome to vacuole transport; endosome transport via multivesicular body sorting pathway; protein transport
Cellular component (GO): ESCRT III complex; multivesicular body
Source: RefSeq, a predicted model, not a curated record